UUAAUAUUAUCACCGAGAGAAUGCCAGCCAGGAGAAGGACUGCAACACCGUCCACAAGCAGCGGCAGCACGGAAACCAGUCCACAGACAGAAGAUCCCGCGUACAAGUUGAAAAGAAAGAAGAAUAACGAGGCAGUGCAGCGAACGCGUGAAAAGACGAAAAAAACCGCCGAGGAACGCAAACUGCGAAUCGACAAUUUAAAAAAUGAGAACCUAAAACUACGGGCAAAAAUUGAUUCAGAAAAGCAGCACAUUAAAACACUGCGGGAAAUGAUUGUGCAGGGCAAAAAGAAUGAAGAACAGGAUCGCCUUAUUGACGAGAUAUUGAAUAAAUCCACGGACGACGAAGACGACGAGGACAUCAAACCAAAAUGACUAACGAGCAAUUGUUCUUAAUAUAUCUAAUACUAUUUACAUAUUUUUAAACAAUUCCCCUCUACUAACCGUCAUAGACAUCGAGCUUUUCCAUGUGCAGUGAAAAAACUUCAUCCAUUUUUGGUUGUUAAAUGUAAUAAACCAACGCGUAAUGUAA
Messenger RNA from Drosophila virilis, 531 nucleotides. It is a transcript of the gene Irbp18, whose product is annotated as Inverted repeat binding protein 18 kDa. Gene Ontology annotation, biological process: DNA-templated transcription; regulation of transcription by RNA polymerase II. The record is from RefSeq and is a predicted model, not a curated record. Lineage: Eukaryota; Metazoa; Arthropoda; Insecta; Diptera; Drosophilidae. Gene Ontology annotation, molecular function: RNA polymerase II cis-regulatory region sequence-specific DNA binding; DNA-binding transcription factor activity, RNA polymerase II-specific.